This is a messenger RNA of Salmo salar (Atlantic salmon), 1388 nucleotides long. The record is from RefSeq and is a predicted model, not a curated record. Lineage: Eukaryota; Metazoa; Chordata; Actinopteri; Salmoniformes; Salmonidae.
CUCACACCUACAGCCUUCUUAUUGGUGGAUAGAGACUUGAAACAUCCUGUCAUCAGCUGUGGGCCACAGACAGAGAACAGAGAAGUUAGGAUCAGACCAACUACUGCUCAGUCAGUUAGAUACAGUAAAUCAAUACUGUAAUUAAAAGUACAUUUUAAUCAUAGAUAUUACAAUAAGAGGUCAGACAGACUGAAUUUGUUGAUUAAUUGAUUGAUUGGGGUAAUCAUUGAUAUUUGGUACAGUUAGUUAAGAUGGCCGAGUACGUCAACAAACAGGUGAUUGAAUUCAACAAAGUUACUGAAGAAAACCGGAACAGAGCAACGAGGAGUGUAAAGACUGAAACCCAUCUUUCAGAUGGAAGACUCUACAGGCUGGCUGCUGUGUGUUUUGGAGUGCUGUGUGUUCUACAAGUCACUCUCAACAUCUCCCUGAGACUGGCUUUCUUCCACUCCAACAGAGAGAGAGAGCAGUUAAACAGCUGUUACAACACCACUGGCCUGGCGCAGGAUGGAGACCAGCCAGAUACCAGUAGUAUCAUGGAUCUGUGUACAGAGAGAGACCAGUGCCGGAUGAACAGAAACCAGCUGGAGAGGGAGAGAGACAAAGAGAAAAUGGACAAAAAAGAGUUUCAGGAGCGUUACACUACCCUGACCACAGAACGGGACAGGUUGAGAGACAGGGUCAGUCUUCUGACCAAUGAGAAGGUGGUGCUGGAGGAGAGACUCUCUAGGUGUGGUACUGGAAGAGGGGUGGAAGGGAGGGGUAUGGCAGUCCCAACGAUGACGACUGUGUUAAAGUGUCCUAAAGGAUGGAGGAUGUUGGGAUCCAGCUGUUACUUCCUGUCUACUGAGAGGAAAACCUGGGAGGAGAGCAGACUGGACUGUCAGAACAGAGGAGCAGACCUGGUGAUCAUAAACAGCAGACAGGAACAGAAGUUUCUCUUCAACUGCAACAAAGAUUUCUGGAUUGGUCUGACUGACACUGUUACUGAGGGGACCUGGAAAUGGGUGGACGGCAACCCACUGACCACCCCAAAGUCCUGGGGGAGUGGACAGCCUAAUGGUGGUGGAGUGGAGAACUGUGUGUUGUUAACUCACAGUUUAUCAGACCAAGGAACAUGGCAUGACUAUCCGUGUUCAUAUAACAGUUCCUGGAUCUGUGAGAUAUAGUUCUCUCUCACUCUUAGUUAUGAUGUUGAUUGUCAUGCUGAAAGUCAUGAUACCAGCUACAGUGCCUUCAGAAAGUAUUCACAGCCUAGACUUUUUCCACAUUUUGUUGUUUACACGCUGAAUUUUUUUAAUGGAUUUCAUUGAGAUUUUAUUGUCACUGUCCAACACACAAUAACUCAUAAUGUCAAAGUGGAAAUAUGUUUUUCAAUUCUUUUUACA